AUUUGUUUUUUCCUUUAAAUUUUGGUGAAGGAGAUAUUUUUUCUCUCUCUAAUAAUUUCCCUCCUCUCUCUCUCUAAAACGACGCCUCUCUGGAAGUACGCCAAUCGAUCUCCUCGAUCUUCUCGCUUUUAAUUCUAAAAUAAUUUGAAAAUUUUAACGAAUCACGAAAUUAGAUUCCCUCAUAAAUCCAAUAAUUUGUCAAUUCGAAAUUUUUUAAGGUUCCAUUUUUUAAAAUUUGUGUUUGAAAUCAUUGAUGGCUAGUUCUGGGAACCGAGAAUUUGUUGAUGAUCAUGUGGAUCAAAACGGCGACGAAUCGAUCGAUUCAUCAUCGGACGGCGUUAUCGAGACCUCCUCUAGCGGUGGAUCUGGAGCAGCUUCGAGACAAAACAGUGAGACAAUGAAUGAAAUCGGACUCACGGAAAGAUUAACCGACAUAUUUGUUGAUGAAAACGACGGAGAUUUGUUGCUUCAACAAAGCAAUCGAGAAGAUAGGGUUCUUCAAUGGUUGCAAGCUUUAGAUAUGCAAUUAAUCGGCGCUUGUCGAAACGAUGAGAGAUUAAAGCCUUUGUUGAAAGUCAACGUCUCAAACGGCGUCGCCGAGGAUAGAUUGUUAGCUCAUUUGAGUCAGCACUUUGAGCCAUCGGAAGUUGGUAUGCUGGCGAGGUGUUUUUGCAUACCUUUGGUUUCAGUUCGAGUGGGGAAGAUUAACAAACAAGGAACUCAUUUUCACCCUUGUGCUAUAAGGGGAAAUUUGAUUCUUAUGCUCUUGCCUACAUCGGAUUUGCGCCUUUCAUUUGUUGGGGAUGAUGGUCAAACCGAGAGACUUUUCACUUUGAGUGACAAACCUCAAUGUGCUGCUGUUUCCAUUGAUGAGAUCCCAGCAGACAAUUCUGGACGAUCUUUCCUCGUGAAGAUCCCAGAUGGUGAAGUUUUUUACUAUUGGUGCUCGGAGAAGUCAAAGCUCCUUGGGAUUGAAUUACUCUCAAAGGUGAAGGACUUGAUCAAAAGAAAACCAUCAAUUGCUGAAUUAACUGGAAUCAGCGAAUCACGACUAGGCUGCUUUGCAACUCAGCUUCGAGCAUAUCUUUUUGGAUCCACAGUGAGUAAUACACAAGCAAGUUAUUCAGGUCCACCAUCACCCAAUUCUGUGCUUGACACUAUCGAUGUGCACAACGGACAAACUUCUUCAACAUCAAAAUCCUUGCGGUCCAGGCACUCUAGCAGUCAAGUACUCAAGGUGAAUGCACUUUAUCAAGGUAGCUUAAGUCCAAGAUCAAGUUCUUUCAAAGAGGGCUUGACCCGAAACUUGUCUUCUCUAAGGAGCAACACAAGGGAUAAGGUACGACGGCGUGGAGAUAACCAUCUCUCUGAAGCUGAGAGCCUUACAAUUGCUUCACCUGUUUCAAAAGUUUCCUCUGAUGGCAACCAAGCUGAAACCAAUAAGCUUCCGGAUGUCAAGAGCUGUCCAUUCACUCCAAAUUUCCUUGAAUCACUUGGAAAACUUUCUUUACCACCAACACUAAGCUCCGUAUCUCAACCUUCUUUAGUAUCGCCUGUCUUUUCUCCUUAUUAUUGUUGGUGCCCCCCAGGAUCAUCUACUCUACAACACUCGGCUGCUUCUGAGCUUCCAUCGUCGUCAAUUGAAUCUCUUAAGCUUCCACCACUUUCUUCAAUAUUGCCAAUGAAUAGUGCUUCCAGCUUGUUGAAACCGUCGCCACCACUCAAUCUGGCUGAUGUCCCUUCACUGGAUUUUCCAGCUUUCCUCCCAGAACCAUUGGUCCGAUUGCCAAUGGCAAGUUCGCAACAAAUUCCAACUUUCACACCUUUGAUUUGUGAUUCCAUUGUUCAUAUUCCAGUCAUUGAUGUUUGCUCUUCAGGACAAGGUUACUUGGUUAGUGCCGGUCCCACCCUUUCAACAGCAAUUCCUCCAUUGCAUCCAAACCUUGUGAACACCGAAACCAUGGUUGAAAAGGGUGCUAGAGAAACACUUAGGCUGCUCAUCAGUGGCUCAACACAGAGUAAUCCUCCAUUGAUUGAUGUAUUGCCAGCAGUUCUAACCAAUGCUGAUGAGAAAAAAGGUAUCUUUGUUGCCGGAAGCCGGGGUCUAUACAGUGGAACCAGAGAUGUUAGUGCCAUUGCCGCCGUUAGUCUGGUUACACUUACUUCCAGCUCCGUGGUAGAUAGUAUUAUAAAACAAUGUAGUAGCAGUAGCAACAGUCAUGAUGAUCCUGAUACGAAGAAGCUGAUGGGAUCUAGCGGCUCGGAUGAAUCAUGUUUGAGCAGUAAUGGUGCUAAACUUUCAGGCUCGAGAGAAGAAAAAGUUGAGUAAAAAAAUUAAUGUUUUUCUUUCUUAUAUUUUUUCUUUGAAAAUGAAAAAUUGUAGAUAAAUGCAUCUGCAGUUUUGUCAUAAUUUAAUUGUAAUUAGAGUCCCAAUCUGUUACCCAUUUUAGGGAUUUGCUAUCUUGUAGUAUUUUACUAUUGUUAUUAGUGUGUAUGGUUAGUAUGUGAAUGGGUUUUUCA
This is a messenger RNA of Gossypium raimondii (Peruvian cotton), 2520 nucleotides long. RefSeq lists its product as uncharacterized. The transcript has 4 exons. Bases 254 to 2329 code for a protein of 691 amino acids. Lineage: Eukaryota; Viridiplantae; Streptophyta; Magnoliopsida; Malvales; Malvaceae. The record is from RefSeq and is a predicted model, not a curated record.